This is a messenger RNA of Cynara cardunculus var. scolymus (artichoke), 1517 nucleotides long. RefSeq names its product ACT domain-containing protein ACR4-like. The coding region runs from base 49 to 1389 and encodes 446 amino acids. NCBI's taxonomy places the organism in Eukaryota, Viridiplantae, Streptophyta, Magnoliopsida, Asterales, Asteraceae. The record is from RefSeq and is a predicted model, not a curated record. The transcript is spliced from 7 exons.
UGCGAUUCUAACCGUGAAGAAUCAAGAACACCCAUCAAGAAUUUUGCAAUGGAGAUCAGUUGGAGCUACUCUCGAAACAUGGAAGACGAAUAUCAGAAGUUUAUCCGUCGAAUGAAUCCACCCCGAGUUGUAAUCGACAACGAAUCCUGCAAAAAUGCUACCAUCAUCCAGGUGGACAGUGCUAACAAACAUGGGAUUCUUUUAGAAGUUGUACAAGUUCUUACUGAUCUCAACUUCAUUGUUACAAAGGCUUACAUUAGUUCUGAUGGAGGGUGGUUCAUGGAUGUUUUUAAUGUCACUGAUCCAGAAGGGAACAAAAUCACAGAUGAAGAAAUCUUGGAUUACAUUCAAAAGGUUCUUGGCUCUGAAACCAGCUUUACCACCAUGAAGUCCGUUGGAGUGACAUGCUCAACGGACUCCACUGUAAUCGAGUUGAUAGGAACCGACAGACCCGGAUUACUAUCAGAAGUGUCUGCGGUUUUGACACACUUGAAGUGUAACGUGUUGAAUGCCGAGGUUUGGACUCACAACACACGAGCCGCGUUCAUAGUGCAAGUGACGGAUGACGAAUCAGGGUCAGCCAUUGAUGACCCUGAUAGACUUUCGAUUAUAAAGCAAAUGCUUAGCAACGUGCUUAAAGGGAGCAACAAAGCUCGAGAAGCCAAGACCGUAGUCUCUCAUGGUGUUAUCCACACCGAGAGACGGCUGCACCAGAUGAUGCUUGCAGAUCGCGAUUAUGAGAGAGGUAGCGAUGCUGGUUUAGACGAAACACAAAGGCCGGAUGUGAACGUUGUGAACUGGUACGAUAAAGAUUGUUCGGUGGUCACGAUUCGAUGCAAGGAUAGGCCUAAGCUACUGUUCGACACCAUUUGCACGUUGACGGAUAUGGAGUACGUUGUUUUUCAUGGCCAUGUGGAUGCCGAAGGCCCCGAAGCUUAUCAGGAAUACUGUAUCAGACACGUAGACGGUUCACUUGUGAAAUCAGACGCCGAGAGGCAAAGAGUGAUCCAAUGCAUUGAAUCAGCCAUUGAAAGAAGAGUUUCCGAGGGCCUGAAGCUAGAACUAUGUACAACGGAUAGAACCGGUCUGCUAUCUGAUGUAACUCGCAUUUUUCGUGAGAACAGCCUGACGGUGACGAGAGCGGAGGUGGCAACACGGAACGGCAAAGCCGUUAACACGUUCUACGUUCGUGAUGCAUCUGGGUAUCCGGUGGACAACAAGAUUAUCGAUUCUAUCAGGAAAGAAAUCGGGCAAACGAUCCUUAAAGUGAAAUGCAACCCGCACGAGUUGAUCGAAAAUCGCCAAGAAUCUCCGACCAGAUUCCUGUUUGGUGGAUUGUUCAAAUCGAAAUCUUUUUGCAACUUUGGGCUUGUUAGAUCCUACUCUUGAAAACACACUUUUAGAUUCAUCACUUGUUAACUUAGAUCGACACGACUGAAUGACAAUCACCAAUACCCUUUGUAUAGUUUGUAAAUACAUCAAGAUUCAACUUAAUUUUCAUAGAUUUCUAUUCCUCU